Messenger RNA from Didymosphaeria variabile, 1707 nucleotides. RefSeq lists its product as uncharacterized. The transcript has a single exon. The coding region runs from base 1 to 1707 and encodes 568 amino acids. NCBI's taxonomy places the organism in Eukaryota, Fungi, Ascomycota, Dothideomycetes, Pleosporales, Didymosphaeriaceae. The record is from RefSeq and is a predicted model, not a curated record.
AUGUUCCCUAAGGGUAUUCUUUACCGCCUGUGGGCGCCAGUCGCCAACAUCGGCGGUGUCACAACUCAUGGACUGCCAGAGUCCUCCCAGCCGUCACCCGUCAAUGUCCCCCUGCCCAAUGUGUAUACAUUGAAAUGGACGGAGCCUGCCUCGACCGGUAAUGGCGACACGGAUUUCCCACCCUCGGACAAGGGAACCAUCUCCCUCUGUGACCCGCAGACCAAUCCUGCCCUCUACAAAUCUGCUCUUGACACUAUCCGCAUCUCCAAUGAUUUCUUCCUCAAGUCCGGCUGCCGUAACAUUUCCAAACUCGACAAUGGUUGUCCAAAGAAAGAAUGGGUCAUCGACUUGGCCGAGGAAUUCAAGCAAGAGUUCAACGACGAAGGCUUCUGGCUUCCGCCAGACCUACGCACUUUGUGGGUCACCGACAAGGAUUAUCACCCCGCUGACAAGAUCGUGCCCUGGGAGAACAGACUCUGGGUUGUCGCUUGCCGGAAGUUUGCCGAUAUCCCCGACAACAAGAAGAUUCACCUACUUACGCGGACCGAAGCCGAGCAGCAGGACUUGUACGCUGCCUCAUUCUCCGAUGUGAACAAGUACAACGACUUCCUCAUCGACAUGUUCAUGACGUUUCUCGCCCACAAUGAGCGCCACCUCAUCAACGAGAGAUACGGCCUGGACAGACAGCCUUGGAAUGCCGAAAUCGAUGCCUUCUUCCAAGACCCCGCCAACGAAAAGGGCAUCACUCUCUACGACCUUCACCGCACCUUCUACAACGUCGGGGACAUCAAGGCCUUCGUCCGCCGCAUCGAGUAUUUCGCUGUCUUCGAGCCAGCCCCCAAGCCCGCUUUCGGCUCGCUCGACACCCCCGAAGGAGCCUACAUCCGCAAGCCCAUCCCCUCAGUCGCCCAGCUCCAAGAAGCCCUCCACACGCCCAUGAAGUUACCCAAGCUCUUCAAGUCCCUUGCAGAGCUCUACCCACAAUAUGCCCACGGCGUCGGCUCCCAGCAGCAAACGCUCUACCGCCUCCUCGAGAUCGCCGCCCCGGACGUCUCAACCGGAAACUUCAUCCUGAAAGCCACGCCCUGUCCCAACGUCGCUGAGAUCUGGGAUGUCCUGGAAGAAGGCGAGAUGUCGACGGAUGAACUCAUCACCCGCUUUCCGGAUCGCAUCUGGAAUGUGGGGGACUUCGCCGAUCAGAUCUUUGAGGUUGCGUACCCGGGUAGCGGUCCGGGCAUGAGCUGGGUGCGGAUGUUCCUCGACGAACAGGGUGAGCCGCUUGGUGAACAGGCGUCCAGGAAGAUCUAUGCUUUGCAGAAGCUGCUGGGUGAGGACCCUAUGAGGGUGGUUGACUGGGCUCAGAGGGCCGCGACCUGGGAUGGACUGGCCUGGGUUGACGAUUUCGCUGCAUCAGAGACCGAGGAUGAGCCUGAGGAUGAGCCUGAGGAAAAGCCUGAGGAUGAGCCUGAGGAAGAGCCUGAGGAAGAGCCUGAGGAAGAGACUGAGGAAGAGAGCGAGGAAGAGUCCAAGGUCGAGCCCAAGGCCACCACCCCACCAUCCGCGAGCCCGAAGCGCAAGCGAGCCAUCGAAGACAACGGCGAGGAAGUCAUUGUGCAUUCAUCCGACCUUCGUCCUAUCAAGAAGGCCCGCCGGAUCAACCGCCCGGAGAGGUGCCCGGAGAGGUGCGCAUACCCUCAACAAGGUUAG